Messenger RNA from Drosophila grimshawi, 5247 nucleotides. RefSeq names its product THO complex subunit 2 (gene tho2). Gene Ontology annotation, molecular function: mRNA binding. The transcript has 16 exons. Lineage: Eukaryota; Metazoa; Arthropoda; Insecta; Diptera; Drosophilidae. Gene Ontology annotation, biological process: mRNA export from nucleus; mRNA processing. The coding region runs from base 76 to 5145 and encodes 1689 amino acids. The record is from RefSeq and is a predicted model, not a curated record. Gene Ontology annotation, cellular component: THO complex part of transcription export complex.
UUCAAUAAACAAAUAUAGUUCGUAACUAAAAGAAGUAAAGAAAGUGUUACCCGCGUGUGUUCAUAAAUAGCUUGCAUGCGGCGCUUGAAGAAACUGUCCAAAAGUCACAGUGUGACGGGGACGCUAGAAACUGAUGCGGCGCCGACGUCGACCGAGACAUCGGCAACAACAACAAUAUUGGGGGGAGAUGCAGCAGCGACCACGAUGACUGCGAAUGGUGGAGCAGGAGCAGGAGCAGGGGGAGGAGAGACUUUAUUCAACGUUGAUAUAUUCAAGCAUUUCGAUAAAACGGGCAGAAGUGAAUUCAUAAAAUACCUGAAGCAACAGCUACAGGAGAGCCCGGAAAGUCCCGUCUUUGAUAAGCAUGGAGCAUUUAAACAGGGCAUCUCAAAUGCCAUAUAUGAGCUGCUGUGGCAAGCACUUCGCUUCAAGCUGAAAAAGGAUGUUGUUUUGCAUGCGCUUACCGAUGUGGUCGCUCUGCACAAGGAAUUUCCUAGUCUCAUAUUGGAUGUGGUGAAUAUAUUGGACAGCGAGACAUCGCUGAUGACCGAGGGACUGCAGGAGGAGCGACAUGGAUUUGUGCAAAUUGUCAAGGAUCUGGACAAGGUGCUGCCAGAGGCAUUGCUGAAGGAGCGACUGGAAAUUGAUACGCUCCAAGAAGUGGGCAUUGUGAAGAACAAAAGUUUCUACACCAAAUUCAUCAAAGUGAAAACAAAGCUAUACUAUAAGCAGAGGCGUUUUAAUCUCUUUCGCGAGGAGAGCGAGGGCUUUGCCAAGCUGAUCACAGAAUUGAAUCAAGAUUUUGAGGAGCACACCACACCCGAUGUCAUCAUGGACAUCAUCAAAUCACUGAUAGGUUGCUUUAAUCUGGAUCCGAAUCGUGUGCUGGAUAUUAUAAUUGAGUCCUUUGAGACGCGGCCCGAUCGCUGGAAGCUAUUUAUACCGUUGCUACGCAGCUAUAUGCCCACUGGCUCCAUAAUAUGCGAAGUACUCGGCUACAAAUUCUGCCAUUUUAAGGCGUCGCGCACGCCUCGCUCCUUGCACCAUGUCUGUGCACUGCUCCUGAAGCACGGCGUCAUCGAGCUAAAUGAUAUUUAUGUGUGGCUGGCGCCCAACGAUGGCAGCAUACGUGCAAUUUGGGAUGAGGAAUUGGCAGAGGCCAGGGAAAUGGUGCGCAAACUUCAUGUGAUCUCCACCAACAAAAAAGAUGACGACAAGGAACCACCACCACCACCUACAACUAAGAAAUUCGAUGAGGACAAAUACAAUGCUAAUCAAAAGUUUGGUCUAUGUGAGGCGCUGCUCAAGGUUGGCGACUGGGAAAAUGCGUACAAAAUUAUACAAAAGCUGCCGGAUCAAUCGGUUGUGGUGCAAGAUCCGAUUGCACGUGCCAUCGUCGAGCUUGUGCAUCUUUCUGUUGAGCAUAUCUACUACAAGAGAUGCUUCAAAGCGCCCGCCGGCCGCAAACCCAGUCGCAAUCGUCUGUACGAUGAUGCCAGCCUGGUGGCCAAGAUGCAGGUCCGCGAAUUUGCCGAUCUACGCAAGUAUACGUGGCCCAUGGCGAACGUUUUGGGUCCGGCGAUGCACUGCGACACGAUUCUGAUGUACAAACUGGUGCGGAUCAUGGGCAGCGUAUUGCAUGACAUGGGCGUGGAUAGUUUGAAUGGUCCGCCGCCGAAUACGGAUCAGGAGCAGCAGUACUAUGACAUCAUCAGUUGCCUGGAUGCGUGCAUAUUGCCCUCGCUACUCUAUUUGGACUGCAAUUGUCCCAUGUCCGAGGAGAUUUGGUCCGUACUCAAAUUCUUUCCAUAUCACUUACGAUACAGUCUGUACGGGCGCUGGAAGAACGACAGCUAUCAGUUGCAUCCGAAUCUUAUCCGCCGUUGUGGUCUGGCGCAGCGGGACAUCAAGGCGCUGAUGAAGCGCGUCAGCAAGGAGAAUGUCAAACCGCUGGGACGACUUGUCGGCAAAUACAGCCAUUGUGCGCCUGGACUGCUCUUUGAUUAUAUUCUUGUGCAGAUCCAAAUGUAUGAUAAUUUAAUUGGACCCGUUUGCGAUAUGCUCAAAUAUUUGACAAAUUUAUCAUUUGACUGCCUCGGAUACUGCAUCAUUGAGUCUCUGACCAUGACGGGUCGUGGUCGGUUUAAGGACGAUGGCACCUCGCUCUCACUGUGGCUGCAAAGUCUCGCCUCGUUCUGUGGCAACAUCUACAAGAAGUAUAGCAUCGAAAUGAGCGGCCUGCUGCAGUAUGUCGCCAAUCAGCUCAAGUCGCAGAAGAGUCUCGAUCUGCUUGUGCUCCGGGAACUCGUCCACAAAAUGGCCGGUGUCGAGUCCUGCGAGGAGAUGACCAACGAUCAGCUGCAGGCGCUCUGCGGCGGCGAGCAAUUGCGUGGCGAGGCUGGCUACUUUAGUCAGGUACGCAACACGAAAAAGUCAUCGAAUCGCUUGAAGGAGGCAUUGGCUAACAAUGAUCUCGCCGUCACACUUUGCCUGCUGAUGGCCCAGCAGAAGCACUGUGUCAUCUAUCGGGAAACGGCAGCGCAUAGCCAUCUGAAGCUGGUGGGCAGUCUGUAUGAUCAGUGCCAGGAUGCUUUGGUGCAGUUUGGCACAUUUCUGGGCUCCACUUAUUCGGUGGAUGAGUACGUGGAACGCUUGCCAUCAAUUAUCACAAUGCUGCGCGAAUAUCACAUCAAUACGGAUGUCGCAUUCUUCCUCGCCCGGCCCAUGUUCACGCAUCAGAUUAACCAAAAAUAUGAUCAAUUACGCAAAGCGGAUCCCAAUGCUAAGAAGCUGACAACGACACAAAAGCUGCAAAAGUAUCUGGAUGCCACGCAACUGAUUAUGAAUCCCAUUGUGGAGUCGGUGCGUCCGCUGCACAGUGCCAAGGUGUGGGAGGACAUCAGUCCACAGUUUCUGGUCACAUUCUGGAGCCUGAGCAUGUACGAUCUGCAUGUGCCCAACGAGAUCUAUCAGCGUGAGAUUGGCAAGCUCAAACAGCUUGCUCAGCAAGCUGCCGAUGGCAAAGAUUCGAAUCAGUCCAAGAACAAAAAGGAGCAAGAGCGUUACAUAGCGCUCAUGGAGAAACUGAAUGAUGAGCGCAAGAAGCAGCAUGAGCAUGUGGAUAAGACGCUGCAACGGCUACAGGAGCAGAAGGAUGGUUGGUUCCUGUUGCGUUCGGCCAAAUCGGCGAAGAAUGAUACGAUUACACAGUUCCUGCAGUUGUGCCUCUUUCCGCGCUGCACCUUCACUGCCCUGGAUGCACUCUAUUGUGCCAAGUUUGUUCAAACCAUACACAAUCUGAAGACUGCGAAUUUCUCCACGCUGCUCUGCUACGAUCGGCUCUUUUGCGACAUUACGUACUCGGUGACAUCCUGCACGGAGGGUGAGGCGACGCGAUAUGGCCGCUUUCUGUGUGCCAUGCUGGAGACGGUGAUGCGCUGGCAUUCGGAUCAGGCCGUGUUCAACAAAGAGUGCGCCAAUUAUCCUGGCUUUGUGACCAAGUUCCGCGUUAGCAAUCAAUUCUCGGACACCAACGAUCAUGUGGGCUACGAGAAUUAUCGUCAUGUGUGCCACAAGUGGCACUAUAAAAUCACCAAAGCGAUUGUGUUCUGUCUGGACUCGAAGGACUUUAUGCAGAUACGCAAUGCGCUCAUCAUAUUGAUGCGCAUCUUGCCCCACUAUCCGGUCCUCUCCAAGCUCGAGCAGAUCAUUGAGCGCAAGGUAGACAAAGUGCGAGAGGAGGAGAAGACGCAGCGUCCCGAUUUGUUUGCCAUCGCCACCAGUUACAUUGGCCAGCUGAAGCUGAAGACGCCGCACAUGUUCAAGGAGAGCGAUUUCCAUCAGGUGGCUGAGCGUCCGGCCAAGGACAGUGUACCCUCAUCGCCCGUUAGUAACGCCAAGGUGCUCUCCACGGAGAAAACAGCAGCAACUGCUGCUGCUGCAACUGCCACAACAACAACGUCCAUGACACCAACGAAACCAGCCACUAUUUCAUCCUCCUUUUACAGCAACGAACAAAAGACAGCUGGUGGCAAAGAGCAGCAGGACGCUAAGGCUGGUGGCGCAGUGCGAGGCGAGGUGAAACUUAGCAAAACGGAUGGGAGCAGCACUACAACGGUGACUUCCAUCUCAAAGUCCAUUUCGGCGCCGGCGACAAGCGAGCGUGAACGCGAGAGUAAACGGGAUGCGAUCGGAGGAGGAACAGGAUCAACGCAAUCGCAUCGCAGCAACGAUGUCAAGGACGAGCUGCAGUCGAGCAGCAGUGGUGCCAACAACAACAACAGCAGCAACAACAACAACACGAGCAGCAGCAAUGGCAGCGAGCAGCGACGCAGUCGUGAGCUGGAACGUGAACGCGAACGCGAACGGGAUCGGGAGGAGCGUCACAGCUUGAGCAGCACACGCAGCUCGCAGCGUCCAAGCAACAACAAAGAAGGUCGCAUCGAGUUGCGCACAGAAGCGGAGUUGCAGCAGCGGGCCCGGGAACGGACGCAGCGGCUUGAGGAGCUGGAGGCGGCCACUCUGCGCGCCCACAAGCGCGAGAAGCUAUCGCGUCGCGAUGAGCGCAGUCAGCAUCGACACGAUGGCGUCGAGACGGUGGACCUUGUUACGGGCAGCGGCAGCAGCAGCCAGGAGCAUCUACGUAGCCACUACGAAGAGUACGAGGGACGCCAGCGAGAUCGUGAUCUGAGUUCGGUGUCCAAUGAGAGCAACGGUUCCCUGCAGCAUCGACGCAGUCACGAGACAAUUGAAUAUGAUAAAGAUUCUAAACGUCGUAAAAUGGAAUCGUCGUCGUCAAGUUCAAAGAAGGUUGAGGAGCUCGUAGAUAGUGUGAAGAAGGCGCGAGGCCUCAAGACCAAAGAGCGCAACAAAGACAAGAUGUCCGAUGAAGAGCGCGAUGCGCGCAGGGAUCGCAAGAUGGGGCGCAAACGGGAUCGGAACGAGGAGUCCGGCAGCGGCGAUCACAAGCGUCGGCGCGAAGCACAAAAUGGCGACGACGAUUUGCGCGAACGGGAACGCCAUAGAGAUAAAUCUUCCCGUGAGCGUUCGCAUGAGAAAUUCGAUCGGGAACGCGGCGGCAGCUCGCGUGGAGAUGAUCGACAGUAUGGCUCGAAGUCGUCACGCUUCUCGAGAAUUAACUACUGAACUAAAAUUCGAGUUUUAUUUUCCGUACAGUGGAACGCAUUUUGAAUUGAGAAUAACGAAACAAAUAAUUAAAAUACAAUUUUUUUCUAUUUUAACGUAAAG